CAUUAAUUAGAGUCAGUUCCAAUCUUUUAGCGCAAGCAGACUUGGGCACAAUGCACCUCUUAAAGAAAGCCACGGGGCAGAUGCAAAAGAAUAUUGAGUCAAAAGCAAAGGAACAAGAAAUCUUCAGCUCCAACGGAUUCUUUCAUCCUAUUUUGUCAAGAGGAGCGAAGAGUGAAUGGACAACAGGUCCAAAAUAGGGUUGGGUUGGAGAGUUUUUAAAUAAGUAGUUUCGGAGUCAUUUUUAUUGCAGGUCUAAAAAGGGCAUUGAAUGUCUCUGUUGAUUGAACUUUAAGCAUUAAAAAUGGGUUGUGGUCCUUGAAUUAAUAAGGUCACUGCUGCUUGCCUGCAUGCUGCAUUGCUGCUACAUGGUUGCAGUUGUCUAGAUACUGUCCAAUGCAGUUAGUAAGAUUGAUAGUUUACCACUCCGUAGUAAAAAAAAAACCCCAAUAAUAAUGGCACAUCAACAUUUGCAUUUUUACAACCUCAAUGACUGCAAAAAAUGGAACUUGAUUCCAAUAGUUCCCAAGUAAGUUAAACCCAAGGUUGGAAUAUGUUAGUUUUACAAAAGUAGAAAUAAAUUUUUAUUUUCAAAAUUUACAUUAUUUAUACACAUUAUAAUGGAUAUUUACAGAGAAGAAACAACUUAAAUGUUACUUAAUUCUUUCCCUUGGGAUUCAUGCGGUCAUGAUUCUUGAAGAAGCCGCUAACUCUUGAACGUUAUGCAAAAUGUGGAUGCAUAUCCGAACGGCACCCAAACUCUUUCUAAAAUGUACUUUUUUUAAAGCUUUUUAACUAAUUCUCUAUUGUCACCUCCUCAAGCAAAAUUUGGAAACUUGGACAAAAUGAUUCCACUUUUCUGAAGGCCUAAUGGCAAUAAAUCAUGGGCCUUAUGGAGUCUUAAACAUGCCUCUUCUCCUAGAAAUAAGCACCUUUACUGGAACCAUAAUCUUGACAUUUGUAUCACUUUGACCAUCAUUCACCAUGCCUCUCCCUCCUUAAAUUCUCCUUCACACCCCCCAUUCACUUCUCUUUUACACCUCUCCCUUUACUGUUGAGACAUUGGGGAAAAAAAAGAAAAAAAGAAAAUGAGAGUUUCAAGUAAGUUCUUGGCUUCCUUGGUUGUUCUGGUUUCUUCAGUGGCUAAUGCAGACCCUCUUGUACCUGCACUCAUCAUCUUUGGGGACUCUGUUGUUGAUGUUGGGAACAACAACAACCUCAAUACACCUAUCAAAGCAAAUUUCCCACCAUAUGGAAGAGAUUUUGUUACUCACAAUCCAACUGGAAGAUUCUGCAAUGGAAAACUGGCCACAGACUUCACUGCCGAGUACCUCGGGUUCACUUCAUACCCACCAGCUUACCUUAGUCGAGAUGCCAGAGGAAAUGCUCUCCUGACUGGAGCCAACUUUGCUUCAGCUGCUUCUGGUUUUUAUGACAGAACUGCAAACCUAUACCGUGCCAUUCCAUUGACCCAACAGUUAAACUACUACAAGGAGUAUCAAACGAAAGUGGUGAACAUGGUAGGAGAAGCUAAAGCUAAUAAUAUAUUCUCAGGCACCAUACAUCUUUUGAGUGCAGGAAGCAGUGAUUAUAUUCAGAACUACUAUAUCAAUCCUUUAGUCAAUAGAGUCUAUACACCAGAUCAGUUUUCCAACUUUCUCAUAACCUCCUACUCUACUUUCAUUCAGAAUCUGUAUGGACUAGGAGCAAGGAGGAUUGGGGUGACAACCCUACCACCAACAGGCUGUUUGCCUGCAGCCAUCACCCUAUUUGGUGCUGGAAGUAACCAGUGUGUUGCAAGGUUAAACCAAGAUGCUAUUGCUUUCAACAAUAAACUGAAUAGCACAACCCAAAGCCUGCUGGACAAGAUGCCUGGUCUCAAACUUGUCGUGUUUGACAUAUACCAGCCUCUCUUGGACAUGGAGACGAGGCCCGCUGAUCAUGGUUUCUUUGAGUCAAGAAAAGCUUGCUGCGGAACAGGUACUCUAGAGACAUCCCUGCUUUGCAAUGCCAGGUCUGUCGGAACAUGCUCCGAUGCUACAUCAUAUGUGUUUUGGGAUGGAUUCCAUCCCUCCGAAGCUGCUAACCAGGUUUUGGCAGGUGAUUUGCUAGCACAGGGGUUCUCCCUCAUCUCUUGAAGCUAUUUCCUUCAUUGUCAUAGAAAGUAAACAAAAGAAAACACUACCACCUGCUCUUGUAAUCUUCUCAUACGCAAAAUAUAUUAGAUAUUACUAAAAUAUGAACUUCGUCAGUCUGACUGUUUUAGCAGGAUAAGUUUAGUAGUUUCACAUGUAAAACCUCCAUAGUUAUGCUUGUAGCAUCUUGUGUCAGGGAAGUUUAUGCAUUGAUCCUUGCCUCAAUAAGAUGAUUAUGAUUGUUAUAAUUUAGUCAACUUGUUCCAAGUAAGGAAACCAAAUGCAAAUUGUUAUAUGAUAUAGUAGCAUAAGCAUAGUGAAAGACGUGCAAACUCUUUUACUCUGCCCUUACUAGCAUACAACUGUUGGGUUGUCAUUUAUUGCAUAUUCCGACAUAAUCAAAAUUUGCUAUUGGUGAAAUCAUUUUCGGAGCUCUGCCCAAGUUAUCUAAGUUCUUCCACAAGUAGGCUUCAUUUUCUAUAAAUCAAUUCUUCCAGUCAUUUUCUUCCAUUCCUAUAACAAUUCUCUGUUCAUCCAAACAGUAUCCAUUAUCUUUAAAUUAACCAUAAAUUAACCAUCAAUAGACCAGAUGACAAUUGGAAGACGCUUAAGCUUUAUCAUGGAUAUUUUAAUCCAUUAAAUAUGUAUUUGAUACAUAAAAUUAUAAUAAAAUAAAAUAAUAUGAUAUUAUGAAUAAGAUUAAAUUAAAUAAUGUUAUCUUAUCUUGUGUUUAAUAUAUACAAGGAUUAAAAUAAAAUAAUUUAUUUAUUGAUCAAAAUUAUCCUUCCUUAAAGUAUAUACAAUUCAAAUUAUUAA
Messenger RNA from Durio zibethinus, 2948 nucleotides. RefSeq names its product GDSL esterase/lipase At5g03820-like. Gene Ontology annotation, molecular function: hydrolase activity, acting on ester bonds. The record is from RefSeq and is a predicted model, not a curated record. Lineage: Eukaryota; Viridiplantae; Streptophyta; Magnoliopsida; Malvales; Malvaceae.